AUGAGUUCAACCAAUAGUGUGCAUCUAAAUGAUCUUAUUAUCUUUAAGAUUAUCGAUAUUUCACUAACAUAUCGUGGCUACAAGUCAUAUGCCAUCACCAGUUGUAAGAGAUGGCCGAGAAAGCGUACGAUUCAAAUGUGGGCAUCUCAAUGCGUUGCCUUGGUCUGUCGGAAAUGGUUCGCACUCGUAACCACUCAUUACACAACUUCAUUCAAACUGGACACCUCCUCGCUGCAGAGUGUCAAUCGUCUGACCACUAUUCUACGAAAUAUCAAUAAUCAAACAACAACUACAGCGAAAACUAAAACUAAACAAACAACAAAUUGGAACGACCGAAACUUGACUUCUCUGACUAUCUAUACACCAGAGUUCACUCGAUCGUUGCCGAGUAAGAGAUUCACUGAGUUGUAUCGACUACUGGAACAAUGUAACACGAUCACCGACAUAAAGACUAGAACACAAGGUAGCUGUUUUCGCUAUUGUGACUAUUGGUUCAAUACUUCGACCGUUACUUCACUGUCGAUCGAUCAAACGCGAAUGACAACCGGUGAAGAGUCAACAGUCGAUUGUGAUCUCUGGAAUCAUCCUUGUCUUCAAUCGAUCAAUCGAUUACAUCUCCGAACUGAACGUCAGGCACACCGCUCCUACUAUCCAUUCUUUGAGAGUGACAAUAUUACUUCAGUUUCUGUAGAUGGGCCAAACCUUGUCGCUAGUUUGUGUGAUCAACAAGUCAGUUCCAAUCUCUCACAAAUCGUGCUUUGGUGUUCGUUCAGCAUUGACCAGCUCAUUGCCAUACUCAGCCAAGUCAAGAGUUUGAUAUCGCUCGGUCUACGCAGACAUGGAUCGACCAGAACCGAUUGGAUAUCUGCCGACAAAGACCACCGUGCAUCGGUGAUCAAGUCAUUGAUUGCAAACCAUUCGAAUCUAACUGAGCUAGCAUUGGUACAAGAUAGAUUCCGUAAGGAAGUUAAUAUCGGUAUGGUCUGGAUAGACGUAUUGGACACUCUGUUUGCCGAACCCAAGCUAAGACUUCAACGUUUCGAAUGUCGCUAUCAAAAAGACGUCCUCUAUUGCUCAGCUUUGUUUUUCGAUGCUCUUUGUACCAAUAAUACACUUACCUAUCUAUCGAUUGGUCAUCUAACAAGCAACCAGUUUGAAUCGAUCGCCAAAGUAAUCGCCAAAAACGUAACCAUUCGAACAUUGUCGUUGGAUUGCUCCGAGAGCAGCAGUAAUCCAUCGAAACUCUUUAAAACAAUCUAUCCUUCACUGCUUGCCAAUCGAUCGAUCACAGAACUAUCAUUCCCAUUCAGUGUAUACUACCUCUCUAUCGAUUGGUCUUUCAUGGACGAUGCAAUCAUCCAAUUGGAACUUUGUAACCAACUCAAUACUGUCUUUAUGUUCCAAGGUAAGCACCGUAAAGUCUACAUUCGUUCCCCGACAAUGGAGUACUCCGAGCAUCAUCUUCAUCAACAAGAGAAGAAAGCAAUCAGAUUUACCGAAGAGAAAGAACUGUUUGAUAUCAAUAGCUACGCAUUACCAGAAGACUCUGAUUCGCAGAGUGAUAUUGGCAACGAUGAAUCACGUGACGAUGAAUAUUCAUCUUGUGAACAAGACGAAAACGAUUAA
Messenger RNA from Heterostelium album PN500, 1626 nucleotides. RefSeq lists its product as uncharacterized. The record is from RefSeq and is a predicted model, not a curated record. The coding region runs from base 1 to 1626 and encodes 541 amino acids. NCBI's taxonomy places the organism in Eukaryota, Evosea, Eumycetozoa, Acytosteliales, Acytosteliaceae. The transcript has a single exon.